Molecule: messenger RNA, 710 nt
Organism: Tachysurus fulvidraco (yellow catfish)
Lineage: Eukaryota; Metazoa; Chordata; Actinopteri; Siluriformes; Bagridae
Gene: mllt11
Product: MLLT11 transcription factor 7 cofactor
Exons: 2
Coding region: 202-459 (85 amino acids)
Biological process (GO): apoptotic signaling pathway; positive regulation of mitochondrial depolarization; positive regulation of release of cytochrome c from mitochondria
Cellular component (GO): cytosol; nucleoplasm
Source: RefSeq, a predicted model, not a curated record
CGUACUAAACAGUAUGCGAAGGUCACGUGCCUCCUCGCGCCCGUGACGGUGACGUGCUGCUCUCACGUGCUGCGUAGUGCGCUAGUAUGCGUGUGAUAUAAAGGGGGCUGUGUGACAGGGUGUGGACUGAAUCCGGCUGGAGGAAGAAACACCGCGCAUUUUAUUAUAGAAUUAACACCAAGGUCACCAGAAAAGAUUAAAAUGUUGGACGUGUCGAGCAGCCAGUUUGACUCGUUCCUCUUCUGGAGGCAGCCCAUCGCCACCCUGGACCUUUCUGAGCUCGACGAUCUGGGACUUGCUGAGCCGAAAUCCAAGGACGGGUCUUUGUCCGGGAAAAGUUCUCCCAGGCUGGAUGAAGAUGAUGGCAACUUGGAGCUGUCUGAGUUCUCCUCCUUCAACUACUGGAAGGAGCCGAUAGCCAGGAUCGACAUGCUGGACUUCAGCCUGCUAAUGCUGUGAAGCCCCGCCCCCACAUGCUGGGGCAAACCACGCCCCCCAAAACUGGGGAAAACCCCGCCCCCACACACUGGGUUAAACCCUGCCCCAGCUCCUCACCUGACACUACACCGCCUCCUGAUUACAGAUGUUUUUCACCUGUUUUUUGUCCACACAUAAUGUAUUAUUCUAAAUCUCAGUGUUUCGUUUCUAAAUCUUUUGUUAAACCUGACGGACUGGAAUGUGAUUAAAGGUCAGAAGUGUUUUCUCUCUGA